This is a messenger RNA of Syngnathus typhle (broad-nosed pipefish), 1866 nucleotides long. RefSeq names its product succinate receptor 1-like. The record is from RefSeq and is a predicted model, not a curated record. Lineage: Eukaryota; Metazoa; Chordata; Actinopteri; Syngnathiformes; Syngnathidae. The transcript has 2 exons. Gene Ontology annotation, biological process: G protein-coupled receptor signaling pathway. Gene Ontology annotation, cellular component: plasma membrane. Bases 453 to 1406 code for a protein of 317 amino acids. Gene Ontology annotation, molecular function: G protein-coupled receptor activity.
ACCUAGAUCACGUUCCCUCUCUUUGCAAGUUUUUUUGUUUUUCGCGAGAAAAAAAACCCUCACAUGUCUCUCAGCAGAGAAUCAUGUGCUCUGAAAAGGCAGACCAACAUUGUGUUCAUUGUUGCCAAAAUAUGACGCACGUCCGAAUCAACCUCACGAGUUGUGCAAUUGGCGUGAAAAAGCACUUGACGUCCACCCUUACAAAUGGAAGUCAACAACUCGCUAUUAUUCUCUGUACACCAAACACGGCCUUAUGUUUGCUGCUGGGAAAUAUGACACAACUCCUUCAUCGUGGUGGUAUCAUUUUUUUUUUCUCUCCCCCAAAAGUCAUAAAAGUCAGCAGUACCUGCAGCGCUCGGUGUUUACCGUUUCCACUUUGCAGUUAGCAGGACUCUGCACUUCUUUUGCUCACGACUUAUUUGCGCUUUCACGAACUCCGGCUGGAUGUCACAAUGGUGUUGAAUUGUACAGAAAUCGCUGAUGUGCUCGAGCGUUUCUACCUGUCGCCCUCAUACGGGCUGGAAUUCUGCAUCGGGUUCCCCGGGAACUUGGUGGUUGUACUCGGCUACCUCUUUUGCCUGCCCAAGUGGCAGAGCUGCAAUGUUUACCUCUUCAACCUAGCCAUCUCUGACCUCAUCUUCCUAUGCACGCUCCCACGCCUCUCCUACCUCUACGCCAACCAGCAGAGAGAAACCAACUACUACGCUUGCGUCAUCAACCGCUACGUCCUGCAUGUCAACCUCUACUCAUCCAUUUUGUUUAUGGUCUGGCUGAGCAUGGAUCGCUUUUUGCUCAUCCGACACCCCACGCGGAACCACUUCCUGUUGAAGCCGCGGGCGGCGUUGGUCGUGACCGGCUUGAGCUGGCUCGCCGUCAACGUGGAGGUGAUCCCCAUGAUAGCCUUGAUGCUCCAGGACCUGCAGAGUCGAAACUGGAGUCGCUGCAAUGACUUUGCCAGCCUCCAGGGGGAUGUCAGCGUUUUGGGCUACAGCAUGGGACUCACCUUAACCGGCUACGUUCUACCCCUUCUCGGACUCUGCGGUUUCUCCAGACGGAUUGCGAAGCUACUGCAGACUCAGGAAAGGGUUUUUCGCCGCGGGACGGCGCAAUACGAGCACGCUCUCAGGGUGGUGGCUUCGGCGUCGGCCAUGUUUUUGGUUUUGUACACGCCGUAUCACGUGAUGAGAAACGUCAGGAUAGCAUCGCGGCAGGCCUGGGCGGAAAUGCACUUGUGUACCAGGAUGUACAUCGAGGGCUUCUACAUUCUGACCCGACCCUUGGCCUUCUUGCACAGCGUCAUCAAUCCCGUCUUCUACUUCCUCAUGGGGGACAGGUUUCGUGAGUUCCUGCUGGCAAAAGUUCGAAAGCUGGCCAGAAAGACAUCGCAGCCAAGAGAGCCUGUGUGAAAAAUUCAGAAUAAUUAACACUUGAGCAAAUUUGUUCAUUUAUUCUCCACUCUAUUGGGUGGAAAAAUAUGCCUCUAAAGUGACGUCAGGCAAGAUGUCAGCAUGUCAUAAUGUGUCGUAAGCAACUAAGUGUCAAUUGUUUUGUUUUUGAUGUUUUCCAAAACAUGGUGUAAGGAUGGACUGUCAACAUGCAUGACAUCAUCUCACCAGACCUCAGCGUUGGCCAUGUGAACUCAAUUCCUGCCUGAGUGCUAAGCUUUUAUUUCACUGAGUGAAAAGGGAAUGUUAAGAGAUAAAUGUAAUUCAAGAUGAUUUACACACGAAGCUCCUCGAUUUGAAGUAAGAAGACUGGAAGACUCCAUUUUGUGCUGAUUUUACAGUGGCUGACUUUGUUACAACCUUCGUUCAUGUUCAAACUUUUAAAGUUCACUGUUUUUUUAAUAAAAUAUUUUAAACAUUG